AUGGUCUACACCGGAAAGCCGAGCCGGGGGUGUGGGAUGUGUAAAAGCCGCCGAAUAAAGUGCGACGAGAAACGACCAACAUGUGGCAACUGCAAAAAGUCCGCCCGAGUAUGUCCCGGCUAUCCUGAUGAUUUCGACCUGGUCUUUCGAGAUGAGAACAAAGCUAUGGCCAAGAAGGCGAGGAAGUCUUCCGGAACGACCGCGUCGAGCAAUAGCAACGGUGCGUCAAGCUCCAGCACUUCGCCGCAUCUGUCACCUUCUUCGACGUUCGAUGUACCACCAGGGGAGAAUGCAGUACCUGGGGAGAAAGCCUUUCAAAUAAUCACCUCACGAUCAAGAAUACCCUCAGACUUAAGCCCAUCACAACAAAUACUUGCUCUGUCCAACUAUACAACACCACCACUGUCUCUAGACCAGUCUUUCGACUUCGAAGCGUUCGUGUGGAAUCUGGAAAACGCAGUACCGCCAACCAUAACACUCGCGCCAGAAUGCGAAGCCGUACCGUUCUUCUUCAAGAACUUCAUCACCCUGCCACAACAGGCCGAAAGCACACGAGGAUACCUAGAAUAUCUGGUGCCACUCUACAAUCGUGCCCGCCCAUCUUCGGUCCUCCAUUUGGCUACUACUGCUGUUGCGAUGGCAACAUGCGGUCAGUAUCCUGGCCGACAACAGCUCCUCCGUGAAGCGGUAACCACCUACGGCAAGGCUAUCAAGAAACUGAACGAUGACCUGAAAGAUCCUGCGAUGGCAAAGAGCGAUGAGACGGUACUGGCUGUUCUCAUGUUUUCAUUAUAUGAAACCAUAAUGAGUACAGACGACACUAUCACGGCAUGGGGAAAUCAUGUGGACGGCGCUGUGGCAUUAACGAAACUAAGAGGAAUCGAACAGUUCAACGAUCCAAUGUCACAUGCAAUGUUCCGCGCCGUGCGAACAAUGAUGAUUACAAGCUGCGUUCAACGCUCGAAACCCAUCGACUCUUUUCCUGGUACCGGAGGUUGGGUCGGCAACGGCGACAUCUCAGAAGAAAACGCUGCCAAUCGGCUGACACUCAUCUGUAUCGACCUCCCAAACCUCCGCGCCCGUGCAAAUCUCCUCACUACCACACCAUACGACUCCGCCUACGAAUCAGAAGCGAAGCAAAUCCUCGACCUUGCGCAAAUGGUCGACGGGAACCUCGAAGAAUGGUACCGCACCCUGCCUCCAGAGUGGAAACAUCGGAUCAUCGGCGUCUGCAGCGAUCCAAUCGCACCCGAGGAGAUCGCGCUGGCUGAAAGAUGGCCCGGCGAGCAACAUGUAUAUCAUGACGUGUCGUUGGCGAGUAUAAUGAAUGACUACCGCGUUUGUCGGAUUUUCUGUCGAAGAGUCAUCAUGGCAUGUGUGACAUGGCUCAGCAUCGGUGGCAACUAUGCAGAUAGCGAUGAGACGUGGAGUAGGAGCGUGUUUGUCAUCCAGAUGAUGGUGGACGAGAUUAGUGCAUGUGUGCCAUUUCACAUGAACUACGAGUUGCAACCCGUGGCGAAGGAAAUGGGUCAAGAGCAAAAUGCUGCGGAGGCAUUCGGCGGAUACUCACUGGUAUGGCCACUAUACGUCGCAGCAAACGCCGAGACCGUACCACAAGAGCAACGCGACUGGCUGCUAGGUCGACUGUCCAUUAUUGGCACAAAGUUUGGGCUGAGUAGUGCUCAGGUGCUGCCGAAUGUUAUGUUCCAUGGAUCGUCAUCCGUAUCUAACGCACUCGCCUCUCGCAAGGUUUACCCCGCCACACGACCCUCAGCGCAACACCAGCCUCGCUACGUCAUCAUCACCACAACCAUGGGCGCAUUGAACCUCAUCCCGCUCUUUGUUCUCUUCGCGGUGGUCGGAGGUGUGGGAUGGGUCGGUUAUCAGAUCUUCCUCUACUCCAACGAGCUCGCCGAGCGCGGCGUCAAGAAGAUGGAGAAGAAGAACGUCGUCUUCACCAAAGACGGCGCUAAAGUCGGAGUCAAGGAAGUCAAUGCAGAAGACUAUGCGGAUAAGACGCAACGUGCCUUCGUCAAGACAUGGAAUACUGCGCAUGAAGGGCACAUCCCUGGUCCCCUCUUCGCACGCGCCACCGGUCUAUGUUUCGCGCUACACAUACGCGAUGGUAGUGUGGUCAAAUGGAUCAAAGAAUGCCACGAAAAAUACGGCGAUGCAGUGCGUCUAGAACCGAAUGAAGUCAGUUUCAUCUCGGGAGAGACUGCGUGGCAGGAUAUCUACGGCCACAAGACGGAUAGAAGCAGAAACUUUGUCAAGGACCUGAAGUGGUUCCCCCGGCCUGUCAAUGGCGUCUUGUCACUUCUCAUAGCAGACGAGGAGGGACAUCCGCGGAUGCGACGUAGCUUAUCGCACGCUUUCAGCGACAAGGCUCUGCGAGGACAAGAAAGUCUCAUACAGUCUUAUGUUGAUCUUCUGGUACAACGCCUGGGUGAACACGCUGCCGAAGACACGGACAUCGAUAUCAGAACAUGGUACAACUUCACGACCUUUGACAUCAUAUCCGACCUCACAUUCGGCGAGCCCCUCUACUGCCUCCGCGACUCCAAAGAACACCUCUGGAUCUCCAUCACCCUCCGCAGCCUGCAAGCCAUCGCCCUCCACGUCUCGCGAGGCAAGCACUUCACAUUCCGCUACCUCGACCUCGUCCGCAGUUUCUUCACCGACAACACCGGCCCCAUGCGCGCCCGCUACGAAUUCGCAAAACGCGCCCACGACAUGGUCAGCAAGCGACUGGAAAAGAUCCAAAGCGGCGAAGACACACGCCCCGAUUUCUUCACCCACAUAAUCAAGAACCAAGAGAAAGAAAGCACGCGGCUCACCCGCGCGGAAAUGGAUAGUAAUGCUGUGUCUUUCCUUAUUGCAGGCAGCGAGACGAGCGCCACGGCUCUGGCGGGUGCGACGUACCUCCUUCUCCGCAACCCACAGCCGUACAGGAAACUCGUCACGGAAAUCCGGUCGCGCUUCUCCUCUGCGGAUCAGAUCACCGUUGACGAAGUCAAUAAACUGGACUACCUCAUUGCUGUAUUCCAGGAAGCGUUGAGGUACUACCCGCCUGCUGCUACGGGCCUUGCUCGUGUGGUGCCGGCGGGCGGUGACCGUGUGUCGGGCUACUAUGUUCCUGGCGGGGCUUCGGUAUACGUUUCCAUGCAUGCCAUGGGCCAUUCUGAGCGUAACUGGCGUGAUCCGGAUGCUUUCGUGCCGGAGAGGUGGUUGGGGGAUGAGCGGUACAGGGAUGAUAAGAGGGCGAGCCAUCAGCCUCUUGCACAUGCGGAAACGCGCCUCAUUCUCACCAAGGUGCUUUUCGCUUAUGAUCUGGAACUUGUGGAUAAAGAAACGGAUUGGAUGGACCAGAAGGUUUUUGCGCUUUGGGAUAAAGGGCCUAUGAUGGUCAAGGUGAAGCCUGCACAGCAGCCGUGA
Molecule: messenger RNA, 3435 nt
Organism: Alternaria incomplexa
Lineage: Eukaryota; Fungi; Ascomycota; Dothideomycetes; Pleosporales; Pleosporaceae
Exons: 13
Coding region: 1-3435 (1144 amino acids)
Biological process (GO): regulation of DNA-templated transcription
Molecular function (GO): heme binding; monooxygenase activity; iron ion binding
Source: RefSeq, a predicted model, not a curated record